This is a messenger RNA of Xenopus laevis (African clawed frog), 3492 nucleotides long. It is a transcript of the gene atxn1l.L, whose product is annotated as ataxin 1-like L homeolog. Lineage: Eukaryota; Metazoa; Chordata; Amphibia; Anura; Pipidae. Bases 304 to 2397 code for a protein of 697 amino acids. Gene Ontology annotation, molecular function: RNA binding. The transcript is spliced from 2 exons. The record is from RefSeq and is a predicted model, not a curated record. Gene Ontology annotation, cellular component: nucleus. Gene Ontology annotation, biological process: regulation of DNA-templated transcription.
AAGCGCCCUCACUAAGUCUACAGCUCACUGACAGCAGGGAGCCUACUAAUCAAAGUAAUUGCAGCAAAGCCGGGGCCACUGUAAGAGCCCGGGGCGACUGUUCCCCCUUCCAACCCCCUUGAUGGCGGCCCUGCCUCUAGUAGUGUGUCUAGGGCAAAAUUCACUGGGCUGGCUCAUCAGUCUGUUAAGCUCUUAGAUUUGCAAGACAUCCACAGGAUGUAAAUGGAGUUAUCAGAGAUUAUUCAUGUGAAGCAUCGAUGAAGUUCAUAAACUACAGAAAUCCCCCGCCGUGCAGGAGACAAUAUGAAGCCUGCAUACGAGAGGAGCCAGGAAUGUCUUCCACCAAAGAAACGGGAUCUGGCACAAAACAGUGUGAAUGUGGGGGAGGAGCACAAGGUACCCAGCUCAUCUGCUAAUGAAAGCACGACCAGUGAAGCUUUGGGAUGGCCCAGGAGUGUGCUUGUAGCAGCAGGCCAGGGACAUGGAAUAAGUUAUGAAGGUGCUGGGGAGGGAGCAGAAGCUGUAACUGUGGAUCAGUAUGCAACUUUUUACAAAGUUGCUGUGCCUACUGCCUCCUUUUCUUCACCUGGUCUCCACCCAGUGAUGAAUAUGAGCUCUAUCCCAUCAUCCUUCAAUGUAGCUUCUCCUUUGAUACAGCACCCAGGUAUAACUUAUCCAUCUAUUCAUUAUGCUCCAAUUCCACAUUCUGCUGUGCAAUUCAUUGGUUCCCCCUAUGCAGUUCCAUAUACAGUUCCACCAGGCUUUCUUUCUCGAGCUGUGAUAUCGCCUCCUGCCAAUUUAGCUGCUUCUCAUGUUCCUCAGUAUGUGCCAUAUAAUUCUGUCCUUGUUGAGGGCGUGACUCCACCCCCAGAGGCUCAAUCUCCCCAUUCCAUGAGUAAACUUACUAAUGCACAGUCCCCUUCAGUCAUUAUGGGGGUGGUGCCGGUGGAUGUUGCAAAGGGAAGAGUUCCUGUAUUUUAUCAGCAUUCCUCUCAGCUGCCAGUUGCCUAUCCUGUGAAUGAAAUGCUUCUGGCAUGCCAUCCUAACACAGAACUUUGUGCUCCUUCCCAUGCUGAUAAAGACCAAGAUAUACUAAUCACUUCUACCAAUGGGACACAGAGGAUACCUGAUAAUGUCUCUGGCCAUAGGGCCAGUAAAGUAGUAGACUUUUACAUCCAGAAUGCAGAACAGCUUGGAAAGGGGCAAGGAAAUAUGGUGGAUGGUGAUGUUUACACAGGCCUUGCAACACAAAGGACUGAGGCCUCUUUGCUAACCCACAGGAGCACUCCAGACACAGAUUUGGAAGUUCAGAGGGUUGUUGGGGGUCUGGCUUCACAAGAUUUCUGUUCACCGUCUGUUCAGAAAAAAGACAUGUUAAGCCCAUUAAAUCUUUCACAAAAUGCAAUUGAGCAGCAGCGGGUGCAACCAAAAAGAGAUUCUGUUCAUGGAAAACUGCCUAACCCUUCCGAGAGAGGACAGAUUGGUAUGUAUACCGAACAGCCUGUUAAAUACACAGAGAAAGCAGCAUUAACAGCAAAUGGGGAACCUACUAAAGUGAAAACCUGUGCCAUGCAGCAGUCAUUCCCAGCAACUGCCCGUCAAAUAUCAAAAUUACAGGGGGCACAAGAUAGCCAUAUCUGUGACACUCCUUCAGAUAGGAACUCCCCACAUACAAGCAUUGCAUCGAAAGAGCCCCCGCAUUCCACUGCUUUACCGUCACACUUCAUGAAAGGUGCCAUUAUUCAGCUGGCCACUGGAGAAUUGAAAAGGGUAGAAGACCUACAAACCCAAGACUUUUUGCGGAGUGCGGAAGUGAGCGGUGGCCUGAAAAUAGAUUCUAGUACAGUUGUGGACAUUCAAGAAAACCAGUGGCCAGGCUUUGUGACACUUCAUUUCAUUGUGGGGGAACAGCAGAGUAAAGUGUGUCUUGAUGUCCCCCCUGAACACCCUUUCUUUGUGUAUGGACAAGGCUGGUCUUCCUGUAACCCUAGGCAGACAGCUCAACUUUUUGCACUUCCUUGCCAUCGGCUUCAGGUGGGGGAUGUUUGUAUAUCAAUCAGUUUGCAGAGUGUAGUUAAGAAUGAUGCCUCAUCCGUAAGCUGUACUUCUGCAAGUCAGACUAUGCCAAACACCACUGAGAAAGCAGUGUUAUAUUCUAGAGAGGGUCAGUUGCCUGAGAUAGAUGGCGAGAAGCACAAUCAGCUUAAGGAAAAAGGUCAGAGUUCCUAUGUCCAGACCUUGUGUUCUCAUUCCUCAGCUGUGUCCAGCUGGUCCAGUUCAGGCGUCCAAAGACAUAAUGUGCAAAAUGCAGAUACUCCGCCUUCAUCUGCCCGCCACUCUUUUAUUCCCCAAGAGGUGAAGUUGUCCAUUGAGGGGCGUUCAAAUGCAGGGAAGUAACAGCAUGCUUCUGAACAGACAAAUGAUUUGCACAGUACAGAGUACAGGGAUAAUCAGGCUGUGGCAGGUGCCUUGCUGCAGAAUUAUGGAACACAGUAGGGUAUUACCUAAAAACCCACCCUGCACAGUCAUUACCUGUUAUUAGUACUACAUUGUUUUUUAUUUUAUUUUUUUGCUUUGUUAGUCACAUUAUGAUAUCUUGAAAUGUAGUCAUUAUUUUCUUAAUAUGAAAUGGAUUAGUCAAGGCUGAAGGCAGGCAGAAUAUCCUACUCCUUAAUGACAGAUGCUACAAUGUGACAAAGUCUUUGGGACAGAAAAUGUACUGUUUGGUUUCAGAUCUUAGGGUCUUCCUUUUUAAACUUACAUGCAUGGCUGUGGACACUGCAUAAUUAGCUUUUUAUAAUGUUUUAUGUAUUUUUUUUUACACUGCAUCCGUGAUGAUGAUCACUGCAUCUUUUUUCAUUCCUACUUUUCCUGGUAUCUGCAGUAAAGCUGGGCUUUUAACUUUAGCCCUGUACAUAUGCCUAACUGCUACACCUGCUAGUAAAUAGACACCCAGAUAGUCACUUGCCAGCAUAAACUAGCCAUAAAAAAAACAAAUUAGUUGUUUAAUCUAGCUGCCAAAGUUUUGUGAGCCAAUUUAACAGUCAUUUGGCUUUUGGGACCAAUAAUCCGAUCACAUGCGUGGGCUCCAAGCAGACUGGUCAGACAACCGUAUGCACUGGCAAUUAAGAUUAUUGGCUGACUUCAAUAUCAGAGCUGACAAACUGAUAAAAAAAUCCUGGAUUUUGAUUGCUGGGUCAUUUAGUCUAAGCCAAAUCAGUGUAUAUGUGGCCGGCUAUAACAAACAGACUCAAAGAGCAGAUCUUUACUGUUUUUAAAGGAGAAGGAAAGCUACAGAGGCAUUUUAUUGCCAAUAGAUUAGCUGCAAUAGUACAAUCUAGAAUGCUAUAUCUAUUCUGUGAAAUGUUUUACCAUGCCUGAGUAAAAAGCUCUAGAAACUUUCUGUUUGUUUAGGAUAGGAGCUGCUGUAUUAAUGUGGUGUGACAUCACUUCCUGCCUGAGUCUCUCCCUGCUCACUUAUAGCUCUGUGCU